Molecule: messenger RNA, 889 nt
Organism: Caenorhabditis angaria
Lineage: Eukaryota; Metazoa; Nematoda; Chromadorea; Rhabditida; Rhabditidae
Source: the annotation of a GenBank genome assembly
AUGGAUUUGAAAGAUUGGAUAAAUACCAUUCCAGUGGUCACUCGACAUUGGUUCCUUGGAACUCUCAUCGUUCCACUCCUUGGUCGUCUCGGAUUAGUUAGUGCACAAUGGAUGUAUCUUGAUUGGGAUUUGAUUGUGAAUAAAUUUCACGUGAGUUGGAAAAUUUCAACAACCUUUUCAAUCUAUUCAUCCUCUAAAUUUCAGUUUUGGAGACCUAUCACCGCCUUGAUUUUCUACCCGGUCACUCCGCAAACAGGAUUUCAUUGGCUUAUGAUGCUCUACUUCCUUUACAAUUAUUCGAAAAAUUUGGAAAGUGAUACUUUUUCUGGACGUCCUGCUGAUUAUUUGUAUUGUCUAUUGAUCAAUUGGUUCGUCUGCGUUGUAAGUUUCAUUCAGGGUUUGAUUUUCAAAAAAUCAAUUUCGUUUUUCAGGGGCUCUGUUUGGCUUUUGGCGUGUAUUUUAUGCUCGAACCAAUGGUUAUCAGUGUUUUAUACGUUUGGUGUAUGAUCAACAAGGACACAAUUGUUUCUUUCUGGUUUGGAAUGAGAUUCCCGGUUAGUUGUUUUUCAAAUUGAUCAUGGUAUCAAGAAGGUUUUUGUAGGCCAGAUAUCUUCCAUGGGUUCUAUGUAUUUUCAACAUGGUUCUCCGCAAUGGAGGUUUGAAUGAACUUAUUGGAAUUGUCUCCGGACAUGCCUAUUAUUUCUUCGCCCUCCAAUAUCCACUUGAACACGGAGGAAUUCAACUCAUCCAAACACCUGCAUUUUUGUAUCAACUUUUGCCAAAUAAUGAAGGUGGAGUGCAUUCAAUGAAUGGACCUGAAUUUGCCCGUGGAGCAAAUGCUCGACGUGGUCAUGCUUGGGGACAAGGAGUUCAACUUGGAGGCCAGUAA